Molecule: messenger RNA, 1350 nt
Organism: Magallana angulata
Lineage: Eukaryota; Metazoa; Mollusca; Bivalvia; Ostreida; Ostreidae
Exons: 3
Coding region: 35-1186 (383 amino acids)
Source: RefSeq, a predicted model, not a curated record
GGGUUGGGUACGACUUGACUUGAUUCCGCUAAAAAUGGCGUCAAGUCCGAAAAAAAGAAAGUCAGAGGAAAACACAGAAAAGGACUUGCUCUAUGCCAUGAUGAAAAUUUGUACAGACUUAGACAAGUCGCAUAUUAUUUUAACUCCGUUAAAAAUUGAAUGUUGUAACGGGUCGCUCAGUUCUUCGUUUUCUAAGGCAUUUUGUAAUACAGAGCCCUACGACGAUCGCCUCUUAUUUGGCGAUGUGUUCCACUACGGCAUAUCGAUUUUAAGGGAAUUUGUAGAGAGUAAGAAGACUCCAAAUGACAGAAAAAUGUUGUUUGUGUUUAAUAAACUGAUGGAUUUUGUAAAUGGGGAUGGAAGCCUCAAACUUUCUGAUCCUCUAGAACUUCAAUCCCUCUCAGAACGUGAGCUGACAUUACUAGUGGUUAAUCAUCUGUUUAGGAAACUAGCAACAUCAUCCUGCUAUCUGAUUGACAAUAAUGGUCAUGAACACAGAGGGAAUAGCUGUGUAUGUGGAAAAGAUUCUUGUGAAAUGACGGGAUGGUAUGGGGAUACCAGUAUAGGAAAUGCAGAGGUGUGGCAUGGGAACAUUGAUAUCAUCAUCAAUGAUGAUUUGGCUGUGGAACCGUUGGAAGAGACCCCCAGUGAACAGUCUCCCCUAGAAGUAAAAUUAGAGGCUUCAUUGAAAACAAAUCCACAGAUCGCAGCACAAACUAUAGUUUUUUCUUUUCUCCAAAAAAAGAGACACCCAGAACGUGAGCACUUUUUAACCCCAUGCAUUGGAGUAAGACGUUCAGAGCUUUUUAUCAUGCUUUAUGAUUCAGAACAUGAUGUUUUGCUAGAGAGUUCUACUGUACCCCUCUUUGAGAAUGAAUUUUCUUGUGAAUUUUCUUUCUGUGCAAUUCUAGUUUGUUGGUUAACAGUUAACUACCGUUUUUUUUGUAGUGGUUUAAAUGAAAAGUUCAAAAUGCUGAAAAGCAAUUUUUUUGACAUUGCUAAAGAGAAAAUCACUGUAUAUGAAAAAGGACUACAGUUUCAAAGUGUCAAAACUUGUAAUUGUCCAGAGCUUAAGCUGGCAAGACCCUAUAUUUCAUCAUUUAUGCACGAUACCCAAAAAGUGCUAAUUGAAAAGUACUUAAAAUUGAAUAAAUCUGAUGAAAAUGGUCUAGAUGUGAAAAAUUAAAGCUAAUUGUUCCACAUUAAUUUGUAAAUCAUUCAUUGCUUUUAUUUCUUCUGGAUUUUGAUUUUUUCCCCAGAAAGUUUUGAAUAUUUUGCAACUGAAUGGCUGAACAAAGUUGUAUGGACAGGGUCUGGAAAAUUAAAAAAUUUUAAAUUCCCAAUACAAUG